AUGUCUUCAAACGACAACACCCAAAAGGCCAACUCUGGCAAUGUCACCGACCAGGUGACCGGCACCGCGCAAUUCGCCACAAGCGUCCUGGGCAACACAGUCGGCGGCCUGGGCCGCACUGUUGGAGGAGUCGCCGGCGCGGCAACCCGGGGCGUCGGAGACACAGUGUCGAGCGUCACCGGCGAUGCUGGCCGGCCUGUGGGAGAUGCCGUGGGCUCGAUUGGGACGGGGCUCGAGGGCGGACUGAACAGUGUCUCUAAGGGGGUGGAGGAUGCCGGGCAGUGGAAGAAGCAGUAA
Molecule: messenger RNA, 297 nt
Organism: Trichoderma citrinoviride
Lineage: Eukaryota; Fungi; Ascomycota; Sordariomycetes; Hypocreales; Hypocreaceae
Exons: 1
Coding region: 1-297 (98 amino acids)
Source: RefSeq, a predicted model, not a curated record